GCAGUCGUUUGGAGAUGCUCUCGAGCAACCGAGCUGGUAAGAGGGGAGAUUGACAAGUCCAGAAUUCCAGAUCCCCAAUUUCUCUCUCCCUCCAAAUCCGACCUCGCUUCCGAAUUCGCUUCUACCCCCUCCCCUGGUUUGCUAGGCUCCACCUCGCCUCGGCACCGCGUUUCUGUAUCGACUCUACGCCGCAUAGGCAGCGGCCAGCCAUCGUCCUCCUCCAGUACCUAGAGUAACCCGCUGAAGUGGCAAUCCAGCCGAACUUGUUUUCGAUCGGAGCCGGGCACGGCGAGGGCGAAUGGGUUCGGCUUCUAAGCCAUCUCCGACGGCGGGCGCGCCUAGCCGGCGUAAGGUAGCGCUCUGCCUGACGCUCCUCACCCUGCAGUACGGCGCCCAGCCCCUAAUCUCCAAGCGCUGCGUCGGGCAAGGAGUCAUAGUGACUUCAUUAGUUCUUGCAAUUGAAUUAUUAAAGGUUAUAUGUGCGGUCAUUUUAUUGGUGGCAGAGGGUAGUCUGAAGGCGCAAUUCAGUAAUUGGAGUCUUGUUGGAUCACUGACUGCAUCAGGACUUCCUGCUGCCAUCUAUGCACUUCAGAAUAGCCUGUUGCAGAUAUCAUACAAGAAUUUGGAUUCCCUGACCUUUUCAAUCCUUAACCAGACCAAGCUAUUAUUCACAGCAUUCUUCACAUAUCUUAUUUUGGGGCAAAAACAAUCACCCAAACAAAUUUUAGCAUUAGCCCUCUUAAUCACCGCGGCUGUCCUUUUAAGCAUUGGGGAGAGUAGCAGGAAAGGUGCAAGUGGUGGUAGCUCUGAUUAUGUCUUACUCUAUGGAGUCAUUCCUGUUACUGUUGCAUCUGUGUUGUCUGGUUUGGCCUCUUCGUUAUGUCAGUGGGCAUCUCAGGUUAAAAAGCAUACAUCUUACAUGAUGACUAUCGAGAUGUCAUUUAUUGGGAGUAUGUGCUUGUUAGCAAGUACCUUUCAGUCACCAGACGGAGAAGCCCUGAGAAUAUAUGGUUUUUUCCAUGAAUGGACUUUAUGGACAGUGAUACCAGUGUUAAUGAAUGCUGUCGGUGGGAUUCUUGUUGGUCUUGUCACAUCAUAUGCAGGAGGUAUUAAAAAGGGUUUUGUGAUUGUCUCGGCUCUCCUCGUAACUGCAUUACUCCAGUUUAUAUUUGAUGGGAAGCCGCCAUCACUGCAUUGCCUGGUGGCACUGCCGCUUGUUAUGACAAGCAUAUUCAUUUACCAGAAGUAUCCGUACGUUGAUAGUAAGAAGAAAGACAGAUAAACAUGCUCGUCAGAGAAAGGUUUUACUUAGCAUCAACAACAUAAUACUGACUAGUAUUUUAUCCCACGGAAGUUGAAGUUGGUACUGAGAAAAUGGGGCCAUAUUUGACCUGGAAGAGUGUGUAUUCAUGGAGCAAUGUAUCAACCAUCUGUCGAUCCCCACUGUGAACUGAAUUAUUACUAGCUUCACUAAACAUGUAGUCGAUUCCAGUUAAUUUCAUGUUGGUUGUAUUGUCUUCUACUCUUGAGCUAUUGUUGUGUGGGCCAAGCCUUUCCGAGUAUUAUAUUUUGAGCUGUUGUGAUUGUUUGAA
Molecule: messenger RNA, 1592 nt
Organism: Aegilops tauschii subsp. strangulata
Lineage: Eukaryota; Viridiplantae; Streptophyta; Magnoliopsida; Poales; Poaceae
Product: UDP-N-acetylglucosamine transporter ROCK1
Biological process (GO): pyrimidine nucleotide-sugar transmembrane transport
Cellular component (GO): Golgi membrane
Molecular function (GO): pyrimidine nucleotide-sugar transmembrane transporter activity
Source: RefSeq, a predicted model, not a curated record